This is a messenger RNA of Oryzias latipes (Japanese medaka), 4182 nucleotides long. It is a transcript of the gene serinc2l, whose product is annotated as serine incorporator 2, like. The record is from RefSeq and is a predicted model, not a curated record. NCBI's taxonomy places the organism in Eukaryota, Metazoa, Chordata, Actinopteri, Beloniformes, Adrianichthyidae. Gene Ontology annotation, cellular component: membrane.
UGUGGGCGCGGCCUGGAGCUGUAGUUGUAGCGCUAGCUAGGCUAAAGAAGUAGAAGUACUUAAGCAGAAAAACACAGAGCAGAACACUUUGAAUGCCAAAAUGGGAGCUUGUCUUGCCUUAUGCUCUUUAGCUAGCUGCGCCUCCUGUCUGUGUGGCUCAGCUCCAUGCCUUUUGUGCGGCUGCUGUCCUUCCUCCAACAGCUCCACCAUCACGCGGCUGGUUUUUUCUUUCUUUCUGCUUCUGGGAACCUUGGUGUCUGUCAUCAUGAUCCUUCCUGGAAUGGAAGCACAGCUCCGUAAAAUUCCAGGAUUUUGCAAGGGAGGAUCCUUCUUCAUACCUGGUGUUGAAAACCAGGUUAACUGUGAUGUGAUUGUGGGCUACAAAUCUGUGUAUUGCAUGUGCUUCGCCAUGACCUGCUUUUUCUUUCUCUUUUCUGCAAUAAUGAUUGGCGUUCGUAACAGCAAAGACCCGCGUGCAGCUGUUCAGAAUGGGUUCUGGUUCUUUAAAUUCCUGAUCCUGGUUGGGAUUACAGUGGGAGCUUUUUUCAUCCCUGAUGGAACAUUUCACACUGUGUGGUUUUACUUUGGAGCUGUUGGGUCCUUCAUCUUUAUUUUGAUUCAGCUCAUCCUCCUCAUUGACUUUGCUCACUCCUGGAACAAGACUUGGGUAGAAAAUGCAGAAGAAACUGACAACAAAUGCUGGUUUGCAGGGCUGCUGUCGUUCACUGGGCUCCACUAUGCACUGGCUUUGGUCGCUGUGGUGCUCUUCUACAUGCACUACACUCAGCCGGAUGGCUGCACGGAGCAUAAGGUCUUCAUCAGCCUCAACCUAAUCUUCUGCGUCAUCAUCUCUGUUGUCUCUAUUUUACCCAAAAUUCAGGAAGUUCAGCCACACUCAGGUCUGCUCCAGGCUUCACUCAUCUCCCUCUACACCAUGUAUGUCACCUGGUCUGCAAUGACCAACAAUCCGAAUCGCAGGUGUAAUCCCAGUUUGCUGAGCCUUGUCUCAAAUGUCAGCACCAGCAAUCAGGCGGGUCAGGAAGGCCCGGGACAGGUGCAGUGGUGGGACGCUCAGGGGAUUGUGGGUUUGAUCAUCUUCCUCUUCUGCACUCUUUAUGCCAGCAUUCGUUCAUCCAGCAACACCCAGGUAAACAAGCUGAUGCAGACGGAGGGGGGCACGGGGGCGGCUGUGGAAGAUAACGUGGGAGAAGACGGCGUGCGGAGAUCAGUCGACAAUGAGGAGGAGGGAGUCACUUACAGCUACUCUUUCUUCCACUUCCAUCUGUCUCUGGCCUCCUUGUACAUCAUGAUGACUCUCACCAACUGGUACCAACCAGACACAACCACAAACGCCAUGCAGAGCAGCAUGCCAGCUGUGUGGGUCAAGAUGAGCUCCAGCUGGCUGGGCCUGGGUCUCUACCUCUGGACUCUCAUCGCUCCCCUCAUCUUCCGUGACCGGGACUUUAGCUGAGCGCUCCAUGUCUUCCCUCUCUGACUCUCCAACCUUAUCCUAGCAUUCUCCUUGCCCUUGUUUGUUUCACUACCUGGAGAAAAUGCAAAGGGAUCUAGACAAGAAAAAUCAAGAUUUCUCUCUAUUAAUCACCUUUCUAGUUUAUUGUUUGUAGUUAUUGAAUUAAAAUCAAUGAGUUUUCUAAAGGGAUUGAAGUAAGUUGAAUCAAUAAGCUGAUCAUUUUCAUUUGUGUGGUAGUGAAGUUUUUUUGAAUUCUUUCUCACAUCUUCUGUGUUUAUGUUCCAUGAACUGAAUCUGUUUGUGCUGCACUCAAAGUUACUGGACGAAGCAAAAAAUGAGUUUCAUAAUACCUCAGAUGUUUAAUUCCAGGUUCCACUUUGAGGACCUUUAUGAUGAGAUCACGGAUUGGCCAGAUCUGACAUUUUCCUAACUGGGGGGGGGGGGGGGGGGGGGGUGUUUGGGGGGGAGUCCUGCUCAGAAGCCCCACGGUGAGCUGAGUGUGGAAGUCAGAUAAGACCAAGAGGGCACGCCCUGUAGAGCAUGAGAGGGCUUCACUGCUGCUGCAAGGACCCAUGCAGGAUGAAGUCACUGCCCCUCCAGCCAGAGUCUCAUCUCAGCUCUUCCUUAUUCCUUUUAAUUGGAGACUUGAUAUCCGGUGCUUUGCUUUUGUGAAUCUGGCUGCAUUUUGGAUCAGCUAACCAGAAACGACAGUCUUUACCGUGUUAGUUGCAGCAUCAGUUCUUUCAAAAGAAUGUAAGAGUUGUGAUGGUACGUUUAUCAAUGCGUCAUUGUCUCAAACAAGUGAAGUACACUGUUUAACCCUGAAGUCCUUAUAUGUUAUUAUUUUUUCAACAGACAUCUCCUAAAAACCAGACAUCCCUUUGCUAUGGUUACAUAUGAAUGGAGGUUAUUGUAAAUGUCUUGUAGUAAAGUGCUACACAUUUGGUUCUUGUGGGUAGUAUUUAUGCUGAAAGGAUGUUGUUGAUGACAUUUCAUUUGAUUAAUAAGUGCCUUUUUGAGGGCCUGCAUUUCAGAACGAUGAUUUCACAAAUGCUGGCGUGUUUACAGGCUUUUCCUGACAUUCUCAGCUGUUUACAUGUUGCAAUUAAUCUAUGAAGACUUAUUAAAGGAAGAAAUGGCGUGUCUGGACGCUUCGUCCCCCGUGGAGGAGCUGUUGGCUGCAUCACAGGAGGUUCUGUACUCGGUGCUGCAUCAUGUGAGCAUCAAAAACAUUCUGUUUGCUAUUUCAAAAGCACAUAUUAUCUUAUGCUGCACAACAGUGUUUUGGAAUAGAUUAACAGAAGGAAAAAGUAAAAGACUGAUGGCUAACCAAAGUGGACUGAUUGUAUUUAGCAGAAUGGCAAAUUGAACUUUUAUGUUAAUUUUUUUCUUUGAGUAAACUUGCUUCAGCAGAGGAUCCUGUGGUACAAAGGGUGUGACACAGGAUCAAAGGUUGUUACAAAGGGUGUUUUAUUUUUAACAAUGUGUGUGUGUGUGUGUGUCUUUGUUCAAAGCUUCUUUUUAAAAAUGUACUUGUGAAAAAAAAUAAAAAUGUCUCUUUAUAUUUCAACAUUUAUUCAUGAAAAUAUAUAAAUCAGUAGUUCAUAAUAUCCAAAUCUUUUUGGUAACCAUAUUCAGUUGAUCAGUUGUUCAGAUGGUAACUGAUGGUCCACAUGGUGGUGGCUGCUGAUCUGCCUGGACUUUUACACCAUUGACGUCUUCACUGUACAUGAAGAUGUCCAAAAAUACUUUUAUUGUUUAAUAUUUUUUGUCCUUUAAGGGCUUUAUGUGUAAACUUCCAUAUAUUAGUUUAUGGCUACUAAUAAACCAUGGUUUUCUCAAAUGUGUUUAUGGUUAUGCUGACAUGCAGACAUGUGUUUUCAUAUUGGAGCAUUUAACCAAUCACAUUUCAGCUGUCCCUUGUUGCCAGGCAGGGUCAGAGCUAAAGAAGCCUUCACUAUCCGUUCUGCAGGCCCCCUAAUGCAAAAUCAUUGUCGAUCAUUCAUUUCUUUCAACCAAUCAGAUUUUGAGUUGGUGUCAGCAGGGCCUUCUAGCAGGCUUAGGCAACAUCACAGUAUUCAGACCUUCUGAUUGGACAGAAGUUUCAGAAAUCCAGGAAACAUUUCCCACAUGCAGCCUUGCCCAGUUUUGAUCUGUCUCAGUGAAUGAUUCAGCAGGAAAAGCUCCCACUGAUCUCCAUGACUUCCUGCAUCAGAAAAGUAUGAGUGACAGCAUGAAGCAGCCGUCCCCGUGUCCACUGCGUCUGUCCAGUGGACAUUUUGGGCUCUAAAGCGGAUUCAAACCUACAUAGAAAGACGACUGGACAGACUCUGCUCUCAGCACUGGCUUUGAUGGAGUAGAAAACACUUGAUGGAACUGAUUCCUGCAUUCCUCAAGCUAUUGUUCCUCUGUACAUUUUUGUCCGCUCGUAUCUUGUGCAUACUUCACCCGGAUUCUGCCAUUCAAGUAUCAAGAUGUUCUGCAAGUUAAGGACAUGAUUGCUGUCUUCUGCAACUUAUGGUUCUUCUGUAAUUCAGAGAUGAAAUUGUACCCCAAAACCUUGUAAUUCCUACAUCUGUAAUAAGUGAUGUGAAGAUUUGUUUGGAUGUAGUUGUGAGAUAAGCUGCACCAUAGAAAUAGAUGGGUUUCUUAGCUCAGCAGAAGAUAAACUGUUUUCUGACAUUUGAUUAAAUUCACAUACAGACUUUAAA